Messenger RNA from Platichthys flesus (European flounder), 3111 nucleotides. RefSeq names its product iroquois homeobox 6a (gene irx6a). Gene Ontology annotation, molecular function: DNA-binding transcription factor activity, RNA polymerase II-specific; RNA polymerase II cis-regulatory region sequence-specific DNA binding. The transcript has 6 exons. The record is from RefSeq and is a predicted model, not a curated record. The coding region runs from base 1129 to 2601 and encodes 490 amino acids. Gene Ontology annotation, cellular component: nucleus. Lineage: Eukaryota; Metazoa; Chordata; Actinopteri; Pleuronectiformes; Pleuronectidae. Gene Ontology annotation, biological process: cell development; neuron differentiation; regulation of transcription by RNA polymerase II.
UAUUUCUACUAACUUUUGUGUAACCACAUACAUUGUUUAUUUUUGCACGUUUUCUUUUAUUUUCCCUGAGCACUUUUCUCCUGUAAGACACAUGUGUGGACGAGUGACUGCUGUGACACGAUUGACAGUUUUGUUUUUUUUCGCCUGCUGCAGUUGUUGUUGAGGCAAAUAUCGAUAUACACGCGCCCGUGUCCAAUUACACUGAAUUAUGAAUGAACUCACGUGUUUUUUUUCUGAUGACAAUAGAGAUGAAUGUCACCUAUUGCGCACUGCGAGGUGUAACUGGGCUGUAGCUCGUGCUGUGGCCACACACAACCGCCAACUUUCUGUUUGAAAUUUGCUGGGACAUGUAGACACACUGGAUUGGUUUUAUAGCUUUUAAAACUUGUUAAAAUAGGUUUCUUAGAUUUUCAGACACGUUUAUUGCGCAUGAUGACAAGUUUGAAGAAGCUGAGGUGGAUAAGGGGGGACAGCUGGCAAAGUUCUCAGCCAACUUUUAUCCCGAUAAUGUUUUUAAUGUUUAGAAGAUAGAAUGUAAAAUUCUGAUCUUUUAAAUUCACAACACAUUGGAAAUUUACUUGACAAUGACAUUGAUUAAUAUUUUUCUCAUCCAGUCCAGAAGUUGAACUUUGAAAGCGAUUAUAAACAUGAACAAGUCACUUUUACGCACGGAUUACGCACAUCUCCUUUCGUAACAUUCACUCAAAAAUGUCCAUUAUAUGAUGUAAUUUGCUUUCAUAUGCAGUACUAUUUUUUAUUAAACACGAAAAUUACUAAUCUUGUGGCAUCGCGUAUUGCACUCGUUUCCAAUACAAGAUAGUAUCUCUCUCCAUCCACGAUCAUCUAAAAAAAAGUGACUUACCUUGAAAUAAGGCAGGUCACAAGUUAAAAUAAUGACACCUGAUUCAAGCUAAUCGUUCUCAUGUGCAUAAGAAACAAACAAACUCUCUUCACAUGUCUUCGCUCGAUCGUUUUUAGACUCGACACCACUGACAGCACAACUUGUUUAGAUGUGAGCACCUUUUUUUUUCUGCAGCGCACCAGCCACAUUCAUUUCAGCGCUUGUCACAGACAUCCAGAUAUAGGAGCCGGCACAGCCAAUGACCAUGUCUGUCCACGAUUCUCUUCAUGCAGUUUUUCGUGUCGGCAAACCCCAGUACGACUUGCUGCGAUUCGAUUUCCAGGUCGGUGUCUGACGGGACGGCGGGAGGCUCCCAGACCGCCGCUGCCGCCGCCGCCGCCGCCGCCGCCUCCUUCUGCUGCCCGUCCUACGAGAACCGGCUCCUGGCGAGCAGCCGGACGGAGCUGAACGCGGCGCUGGGGAUGUACGGCUCCCCUUACGCCGCCGCGGCCGCCGCCAGCCAGAACUACGCCAACUACUUCCCCUACAGCGCCGACCCAUCCGCCAUCUACUCCUCUCUGAAUCCACAGUAUGACAUCAAGGACAGCACAUCCACUUUACACUCUGGCAUCACUCAGACCGCUGCAUACUACCCUUAUGAUCCAUCACUGGGACAGUAUCAAUACGACAGGUACGGGACAGUAGACUUUAAUGGCACGGCCAGACGAAAGAACGCGACUCGCGAAACCACCAGCACCCUGAAAACGUGGUUGUAUGAGCACCGCAAGAACCCCUACCCCACUAAGGGAGAGAAGAUCAUGCUUGCUAUCAUCACCAAGAUGACCCUCACCCAGGUGUCCACCUGGUUCGCCAACGCCAGGAGGAGGCUAAAGAAGGAGAACAAGAUGACGUGGUCACCAAAGAAUAAGGCCGGUGAUGACAGGAAGGACGACAUGAAAAGCGACCAAGACUGCGUCACCAAAGAUCCUAGUGAUUGCAAGGAUGAAAAGGAUCUGCAUCUGAGUGAUCUGGACGACAUGGACGGAGAUGACUGUGACAAGCUGGACAGUGACUCUGAAAAGGGAGCUGCAGACGAGCAUGACCUCCAAAGGACCAUGGCAGUAUCCGGAGUCCCUCAAAAAAGAGACUGCAACUCUGAGCUGCAUUUGAGUUUAGCCAACAGCUUCCACGCAUUCCCCUGUGCCAUUAAAGGCCUCACCACUCUUCCUCCUCUCCCAUCCAACUUCAUGGAUCCUGUGGAGUCCAAGGCACCCUCCUCGACCAGCCCCUCGGCAGGAACUGUGUCCCUGUCCCACUUUGAAGCAUCGGACAAGCCGCGGAUCUGGUCUCUGGCUCGCACGGCGGCCUCAGGGGUCAUACUGAGCCCUCAGCAGCACGGCUCCGAGCUGAGGACAGGCAGCUCAAUCGGGGACUGCCAGCUCCAGAGCCCCAGGCUUCCGAUCGGACAGUGUGGGGGUAUGAGAGGCCUCCAUGAAGCCAUCAGCGUCACCAACACUGAGAGCCCCUUUUCUGAGGGCUCAUCCUUGCACUCGAAAGUCUACGGCACUGGCAGCUACAGUCACAAGGGCCUCCAACUGCACUGCUCAUCCUAUGCUGCACUGCAAGACACAUGUCAAUACUCCGCCAUUGAAGGAUUCUCUGGUGGCAAAGUAGAGACGCAGUCGUCGGACCUCAGCGAAGCCUGUGGGACCGUGCAGGAUGACAAGGUCACUGCAUUCAGGACGGUAAUGAAGAGGUGAAGCAGAUCUUUGGAAACUGCACCACCAUAAAUAAAGAGACAUUUAUUAUGCACUAAAGGACACACUGGUAGAGCCUCAGUAGGACGCAUGGGAGCAACCUGGCGCCGCUGCAGUGAGAGCUGUCAAACUGUGGACGUGGCCAUCAUUUUGCACAACAUUGUUUUCUAUGGUGUUCAAAGACUUUAUGCAAAAAAAAUUCUACAUGCAAAGGUGUGAAACUGGCCACGUGAAAACGGCCGAAUUUGUGUAUGGCAAUCGUGUAGUGUAGCAAAACGUAUUUAUUUCAGUGUGUUUCUCUGUAUUUAUUAUUCGUGUGUCAUGUUUGUUUGUUUUAUUAUUUAAAUGUGUUUAUCGGUUGGAUUCCUUUAAGUAUUUUUGUUGUAUGUUCAACUGUGGCUUCGUGUCAUUUCGCCUGAUGUAAAGCUGACUUUAAAAGGACUGGGUUCCCCUGUGACUUUUGGAGAUUUGUUUUGUCAUUGUGUUAAUAAUGUGAGCUUCUCCUGUGUUUUA